CCUUUCUGAAAGGGAGCCGUCAGAGGUGCAGUGUACUUUGGACAUCAUUAAUCAGAAAUGCGCAAAGUGUUUAGUGCUUCAGGUUCAGGUUACUCCUACUAUCAGUGUGCACGCACCCAGUGAUAUUGCCAUACUUUCCUACACGCUGCCUGGGGCAACGUUUAUAAAACGUUGGCCGGGAGUGCGUGUGAAGCGAAGCCUGGCAAAGCGUCCGGCAGAGGACGCAUAGGCUGCAUUUAACUCCAUUUAACUGUACCCCUCCCGCCGCGUUUGAACGGAUCCAGCAAUAGUUCUGAAAAGUCGGUGUGCAAGCAAUGUUUUAGGCCUGCCCAGCAGCGAAAAAAGCCUUUCUGCCGCCACAAUGGCCAACGAAAGCUCUAUUGUGGGCGGCUCCUUUGCGUCGAACGGUUUCAAUGCCAACGAGACAUUGAGCUGUCGAGGAUACACCAAACAGAGGAUAUGUCUUGUGGGUUCACUCAAGGAUAACGAAAAAGUCGUGCAAGCCGCGAAGUGCCAGGGUCUGCCGGUGGUGCAUAGCGAGUCGGGAGCAGAAUACGCUGGUGAUCGAGGCACAGUCUUUGUUGUCGAGCGCUUCGAGGGGCCCCUGUUUGAGCAGUUGAAGCAGCGCUCCCUGGUGCUUAGCUCUCUCCUAAUUGUCCAGUGUGCUGAAAGAAGCAUGCCUUUUCCUGAUAAAGGCCGGCCCGUCUACAACCUUGCCAUGGAUGGCUUGGUCAUCGUCUUUACUGGCUUCAAGUCCCGGACUGAACUGUGUGAGCUGCUCCUGCUGUCACACUACAUGGGAGCCAGUGUGCGGGACAAGUUCUCCAGCAGGAAUGUAACACAUUGUGUGGCUGAUUCUGUGACCAGCGCCAAAUACGAGCUGUGUGAUGCUCUGGACAUUCCCAUCAUGAAGAAGGAGUGGUUGCUUGAAGCAUGGGCCCACCGGGAUGAGAAGGAUUUCUCAGUUACAUCAGAGUCCAUGAUGAAGCUUCGCCUGGAAGCCUUCAGGGGUCUCCAGCUGGCCUUCCUUGGUUUUGCUGACGAUGAGCGCCAACACAUGGAAGAAGUGGCCCUCGCAAAUGGGGCUCACGUGGUGGAGCCAACAGACGCUGGCUGCCACUUCCUUGUGGUCGACGACUCCAAUCCUGUAGCACCUGUAGUGCCAUCGGACAUCAGCCCCAAGGUGCAAGUAGUCAAGUCUGAGUGGUUUUGGGCAAGCAUUCAACAUGCCCGGUGUUUCAUGGCUGGAGCUUACUAUUAUGAGCACCAGGCCCCCAUGGUAGCAGCGACUCCAUUGCGGCCCUCCCUUGGCGCCCCCCGUUCGGAGAGCAAGCGGCGGAAGUUGCGCGAGAGCCUUGCCCAGCAGCUGGCCCAGGAAGCUGAGCAGAGCGUGCUCGUCGACCCCUUCUCCCCCGAGAGCCCCCGGCACCGCAGGCGGGUCUCGGCCAACAAGUCCGUCUCUGUCCUUGACAUCAGCCUCACGCCUGAAAAACAACUCGCCACAGUGCUCGACACAGAGGGCCAGGAGAACAAAGAGCCAUCUGACAUGACCCGCAUGUCCAAGCGGCAGCAGGUCUGCUUGGAGCUACUGCAGACCGAGACCAACUACGUCGCCAUUCUGCACUCCAUCCUCACGCUAUUCAAGGCACCCCUGGAGGACCCAAGCAGCAUGCCGGGGGAGCCGCUGCUGGACUCUGCUGAGGUGCGGCUCAUUUUUGGCCACCUGCCACCCAUUUACGAGGUGCACCGCAGCCUACAGCUCCAGCUGCAGGCAAUGCUGCGCACCUGGUCUGACGAUCACGCAGUAGGCGAAGCCGUGUUGGCACACCGUGAGGCGUUUGAGAAGGCCUACCCACCCUUCGUCAACUCCUUCGAGCGUGCCAAAGAAACCCUCGCCCAGUGCGACCGGCAGCGGCCUAGGUUUCACGCCUUCCUCAAGAGGUGUCAGACCAAGCCUGAGUGUGGCCGGCAGACUCUGGCAGAGCUGAUGAUUCGCCCUAUUCAGAGGCUGGGAAGCAUGAUCCUGCUACUCAAAGAAAUUCAGAAGCGUACACCCAAAAAUAACAAGGACUCUGAAGCACUGGAAAAAGCUGUGGCUGCGCUCAACCAAAUUAUGCUCGACAUCAAUGAAGGAAAACGCAAGACGGAGAGCCAAGUGGCCAUGUUUGACAUAUUCAAUGACAUUGAGAAGUGCCCGCCCAACAUCCUGUCUGGCCACCGGUACUUUGUGACUAGCCUGGAUGUGGUGGAGAUAGGUGAAGGGGGCCUAAGCCGCAAGGGCGAUGCAGUCUCCCUGUUCCUCUUCUCGGAUAUCUUGGAGGUGUGUCGGCGUCGAAGUCGGGCUGGGCUGACAUCACGCAGCCCGGCCUCUUCCACACUGGGCCGUUCAGGUUUUCCCAAGACCUACAAGCACAUAGUCAUGGUCCACCUGUACGAUGUCAAGCGAGUGGUUGAGCUCACAUCGGCUGAGGACAGUGAUGUGAAAGAUGCAUUUGGCCUGGUGCUGCGGCUGCCUACGGAACCACGCGAGAACCUGUACACAUUUGUGGCAGAGCAAUCAGCGCCCUGGAGGGAUUUCCUGUGCACCCUGUGCCAGCACAUGGGAAAGGUCUACAAUGUUCCAGACCAUUCUGCCUUCAUGAAGAAGAUGUCUGUACAGGAGCUUGGCUUGGACCCCAGUUCCCUCCAGACAACCCUGGCAAAAGCACUCAAGUAUGCCGCCAAGAAAGGAGAGAAGCUUUCCCGUGCACUGUCCAUCACACGGCGAGCGGCGACACCACGGCACCGGUUAAGUCGUGCAGUCUCAACAUUCAUCAGCCCACUCAAAUCUGUAACCAACCAGUCCUCACCACUGCACGGUAUGCGGCUAGCCUCCAGUUCAAACCUCAACGAUCUUGCCGACGACUCGCCAUGCAGCAGUCCUCAACGCAGUGCCCCACAAGUGCGAGUGAAGAGCGAGUCCUAUGGUCCGUCUACAUCAAAGCGUGCUUAAAACUUGCAGAACUUAUACGUUAAAGUUUUUAAUCAGUC
Messenger RNA from Dermacentor silvarum, 3030 nucleotides. RefSeq names its product protein ECT2-like. The record is from RefSeq and is a predicted model, not a curated record. The transcript is spliced from 21 exons. Bases 362 to 2992 code for a protein of 876 amino acids. Gene Ontology annotation, cellular component: nucleus; cell cortex. Gene Ontology annotation, molecular function: GTPase activator activity; guanyl-nucleotide exchange factor activity. Gene Ontology annotation, biological process: activation of GTPase activity; regulation of cytokinesis, actomyosin contractile ring assembly; nervous system development. NCBI's taxonomy places the organism in Eukaryota, Metazoa, Arthropoda, Arachnida, Ixodida, Ixodidae.